UUUAUGACGAUAAAGAGUAUGGAUCUUUGAACAGCCCAACCCGGCCCAAUUUGAACCCGAGAGAACGGCCCACGGUUUCUUGUGCGGUAGGACUCGAACCUUCUUCUCGUUGAUAUUUUGAGCCUGCGUGAGUUCGACGCAGUAAAAGAAGCGGAAGAGGGAGAGGAGGAGGAGAUGUGCUUGGUGUUCGUUGCAGCAAAAAGUGAAGUCCUCGCCCCCAGGGCCCCCACCGACCGGACCCACGGCCAUCGUGAGGGAGGUAAAUCGCAGCACCCGAGCUAGUAUGGGACGGACCGGGUGGGAUACAGGGAUAGGGGAUUUAUUCCUCCGCUGCCACUGAAUUUCGACCCGGUGACCUCAUUGCAGCAACUCCCGCCCCAUAUCAUCUCGGAUGACCCACGGGGUCGAUGUGCUUGGUGUUCGUGUGCGACGAGGAGGAGGAGAGGGUGUUGGGGAGCUACCAAGCGCCGGGGAGCUGCCCCUUCUGCGGCGGCGCCGUCGUCGCCACCGACGUCGAGAGCGCGUGGAGGCUCUGCUUCCUACCCGUCUACUUCCACACCAAGCGCCGCUUCCACUGCGCCAGCCCCCUCUGCGCUCGCCGCUUGGUCGCCUACCGUCCUUAACCAGUCGUUAUGUGCACUGUAAUCAAAGUCCCCUGUUGAUCAUGUAAUUUAACUAGCAAAUACUGCAAAAUAAUAGUAAGGAAGAAAGCGCCGUGGACGUGCUUUUCCGGUUGAAACAAA
Messenger RNA from Zingiber officinale, 743 nucleotides. RefSeq lists its product as uncharacterized. The record is from RefSeq and is a predicted model, not a curated record. Bases 408 to 623 code for a protein of 71 amino acids. The transcript has a single exon. Lineage: Eukaryota; Viridiplantae; Streptophyta; Magnoliopsida; Zingiberales; Zingiberaceae.